Messenger RNA from Nematocida major, 3693 nucleotides. RefSeq lists its product as uncharacterized. The transcript has a single exon. Bases 1 to 3693 code for a protein of 1230 amino acids. The record is from RefSeq and is a predicted model, not a curated record. NCBI's taxonomy places the organism in Eukaryota, Fungi, Microsporidia.
AUGAAAGGAAAAGCAAUUAUAAGCAUACUCUGUCUGCUGACAGGAGGCAUACUGCACGCGCGCGGAAGCGUAGCCACGCACAUAAAUGGGUUGAGAGACUCGAUUGGCCAAGGCAUUGGCGUUAUAGGGCAAGCCGUCAGCAAUUUCACGCAUUUUGGUGCGAGAGCUCCUUUGUCAGAAGAAAUGUUUGUAAACAACCAGUUUGACGAAUAUAAAGACCGAUACAUGCCUCGGGCUCCCAUGGAAGACCGAAGAUACUUUCUAUUUGAGUCGCACGACUAUCUAGAGAGAAGGCUGAGCAGCUUAAAAUAUUCGCUGAUAUAUUCAAUUACGCCGCCGGAUGGCGAGAUUGCAUUUUUAAGCGACUCGUCUCCGUACAGAGGACACAUGUACACCAAUAGAGGAGUCAAAAAGAUAACCCGAAAGCCAAAGGGGUUUGGGUUCAUGUUCGUGUUCCCGAGUUCACAUGAAACCCUGCAGAAUACCUUGGAUGGCAUAUACACACUGGAAAAAAAAGAUGCCAUAAGCUGGGAUAGCACGAUGAUCACCCAGAACGAGUACAAGGAAAUCCAGACGGAGGAACUGUGGAAUGCACAGGCUUUUUCCACAAUUAUGUCUCUGGAGGUUUCAGAAGCCAUCAGCCAGAAAGCCCUAGGCCUGCCCGCAUACAAGAACCAGAUGCUAGAGUCUUUUGACUCCCUGCGGGCGCUUUACACGUACAGAAUAGGCGAAGUGCAAAACUUUUUAGAGGGCAUCAGGUUUCUGAUAAACGAGUUGUAUGAAAAUACCGACAACACAAAGAAGCACGACAUAGAACAGAAGAUGAAGAUCAACAAACACAUUUUUGAGCUCAUGGUUGAAAAUGGCAACGCGCAAAUAAAAGGCCUAGCCGAUACGAUAGAAAGCCAUCUUGUGAAUCUGUCCAAGCUUUCGCCAAGCUCGGAAAACCUGCUGAAACUGCCGAGCAACUAUAAGGAAAUCGAAAAUAUGUGCAGCAGAAUUUCACAUCUGUUAACAGCCCAGCAAAAAGCGAAUGGAAGGAUAGACAAUACUCAUAUAAUCUAUCAUACAGUAAGUGAUUUGACAGAAAAUAUUAGCGAGAUGAUAGCGAAUUUUUUCAAAAUCAUUUCCUACGACAUCUCCGAAAUAGCAGACACUUCUGUGCGUUCUGGCACAGGCAGCAGCGUGCGUUCCGCUGAAGAGUUAAGUAGGCAGGAUGCCAAAGCACACGAAUACAUGCAGAUUUUGAAUCGCGAAAUAACCAGGCUAAACACCUUCAAAUCAUAUGCCAGGCACUGCGUGUCGAUGCAAGGGCAUCUGGUUCACAGAAUAUCCAGAGAUCUUUCCUCGUCAAACGUGCUCAUCUACCAUGUACACAGCAGGGUUCCGCCCAUCUCAACGCCCUCAACGCCCUCAGCGCCAACCACCGCCAGAACAGCGCCGCCCCAGCAAAGGCGCGUCCAAACCCAGGAAGAGAUUGCGCUAAAUGCGUUUGACCAAGCCUUCAUCCAUCCGUUACGAGGCGAGCACGACAGCAAGAGAAAGGAAAAGGCGAUAAAAGCCGUGGACCAGAUCAUCAGCAUUCUAAACUCCCAGAUAGAAAAUGCCAAGAAAACAAAAAAAUCCAGCAUUCUCAGCCUAGAGCACGGCGCCUUGAUGAACUCGAAAGCGCAGAAGCACCUGCUCUCCAGCAUCGCUCUGGAGCAGAGCGCGCAAGCACAGCGGAAGCAGGAGCUUCUUCGUCUGGAUGCGAAGAAGAGUGCGCUGCUGCAGGUGAUAGAAGAAAUUACCCGCAGGGAAAAAAACAUAACCGAGUACCUCGACACCGUCCAGAGCAAGCAGAAACAGGAGGACGUAGAGCACCAGAAAAAGCUAGCUGAACUCAGCCUCUCUAUAGACGCAAAAGCCAAGCGCAUAGCCCAGAUAGCCAAUGAAGAAAAAACGGUAGAAAGUGCGAUAAAAAAGACAAGCCAAAAGAACGCCGAAACCCAGAAAAGUCUAGACGCCAAAAAAACAAAUUUGAGCAGCCUAGAAGCCUCUCUUCGCAAGAAAGAAAGCGAAAACUCAAAGAAGCUGCAGGAGGUCAAAAAGGCAAACGAGAAAAUGCGAGCCGAGAUAAAAGGCAUGGAAAAGAAGCUGAAGGACAGCGAGAAAGAGGGAAAAGAGGCUUCCGCCAAGACCGAGAAGGCGAAGGGCUCUCUGAAAGCUAGGCUUGGAAACCUUCAAAAAAUCUCGGACCUGCAGAAGCCCUUGCAGGCUCUGCAGAAGACGCUGGCGCCGCUGAAAGACGGGAAGGACCCGAAAACCGACCCGAAAGAUUUGGCAAUUCCUCGCCUCACCACUUUUAUAUGCGAUAUAGAGAAGGACGCAAGCCCAAACUAUUCGCACAAAUUAUGCUCUACUUUAAAGAGUAUGGGUGGAGAAGCUGGGCACAAAAAUGUUCUGCAGAGUCUGGAUGAUCUGCAGGCGUGCAAAAAAGAUACGGAAGCCGGCGCAUUGGUUAAGAACAACAAGCUCCUAGAAACCAAGCUGCAGGAGGCCGAAAACAGCAUAAAGUUGCUGCAGAAAUCUCUGAACGCCCUGACUACAAGUGCAUCUGCUGCAAAAGGGGAGCUGAAGGAUCUUAAGCAAGCAGGCGCGGAUAUGGCCCAAAAGAAGUCUCUGGACUUCGGGCUGCAGAAAGCCCAGCUUUUUAAGAUCAGAGAUGAAAUGGUUGCACAGGCAGAGAAAAUGCCGUUUGGAUUUAAGAAAGCUCUAAACGUGCGCAGCAUCAAGUCUAUAAAGCAGAGUGAAGCUGCUAAAACAGUGGCUGCUAAACUGAAUGCGUUCUUGGCUGAGUUUUUGGAGGCAGCGGAGGCUGCAAGAAAGCAGCUGUCCGAGAAAAAGAGCACCGUAAAAACGUGCGAAGUUCGGGUUAGUUCAUUGAUUAAGUCGUAUGAAGACAAAAUUGCGGCUUCAACAACGACAACCAAAAAACCUACUACGACGUCGACGACAACUACGGAAAAACCUACCACAACGUCAACAACUACAACUACAGAAAAACCUACUACGACGUCGACAACUACAACCACGGAAAAACCUACCACAACGUCGACAACUACAACCACGGAAAAACCUACCACAACGUCAACAACUACAACCACGGAAAAACCUACCACAACGUCAACGACAACCACGAAAAAACAGGAAAUAGCGACCAAUAAAAUGAGGGCGUCGGAAAAGGUAGUAAAGGUAAAUCCAGCAAAGAGCAACCCUGUGGUUACGCAAGACAAUGCGGAUGAACUUUUUGGCCCGGAGGAAUAUCCCAUAGUCGUUGAUAAAACCAAGCCACAGCCCACCCAGGAGGAAAAGGCUCCAGACUUUGACCUCAACAGGCUGUACAAGAGCCGCAAGAACAGCACUGCAAAAGGCGAAUUCAACCCGGAAGUUGCUGUCGCCCCCCCUAAUCCGACUCAAACUCUGCCUGAAAAUGAACCCAUCGACUCUUCGAACAAGACGUUUUGGGAUAUGUUCUCUCCCUUCGACCUGCCAGACACGCGGCCCAUCUAUAUAGCACAAAACAGCUCAAACUUGGCCCCAGAGGACGUCCCAAAGACAGACCUUGUCCAAAACUUCACGCCCGACAAUAGCGACGACGACAGCAGCGUGUUUAGCGAAGAGCGCUACCCAACCGUGCAUGAAAAAAAAUAG